CAUACACCCUACAUUCCUGACGUAUCAAAGUUGAUGCAACAUUCACAUGAUGAUUGAUUAAUGUGAUCAAACUCGAAAUAGGUACGAUGUAAUUAAUGUAUCUUCCACCUCCGGUUGGCUGGGAAGAUCAACUGACACCAGAGAAUGAGGCUGCACUGUGAUCUCAGUCUCGUCUCUGAGUCACCCCGUGACGCUUUCUGCUGCUCUCUCCCUGCUGUCAUUCCCUGCCAAAAUAUCUUCCUCCAACGUUCCCAAACUCGUUGUUUAUCUGCUGCUGCCAUGCGACGCCACCGCGCAGGCUACCUUACAAAACACUACACGCCAUGCUCCCUUGGCUGAAUCCCAUCCCUCUCCUCUCACCCUGGAGGCGACCGUUGCAGGUCCCUGAAGAGCUCAGGAAGGAGUAGCUUUUGUUGCCUUCUCCCUCUGUCUUCACGUCGAGAGCCGCUCUUCGUCGAGUCACAUGAUGCGCUACCGUAAUCCUUUCGAGAAGUUGGUUCAUCCAUGGGAGCAUCUCCAAGCAUGUUCUUCCUGGUCAUCUGCCUGCUUGUCUCAGUGCACUCCAGUGCAUGCGAGCUCGGUUCCACCAAGCAGCACCGGCGGCACGAGUGGUACUUCAAGCCAACCGGCAAACAGACCAUCGUGGUGGACGCCAAUGGCUCCGGCCAUUUCUCGUCCGUCCAAGAGGCCGUUGACUUCGUCCCGGAGAACAACACCAAGCGUGUCGUCAUACAGAUUCAUGCUGGUCAUUACACGGAGAAGGUGAUCGUGCCGGCGACGAAGCCAUAUGUGACGUUCCGAGGGGCCGGCAGAGACGUGACGGUGAUCGAGUGGCACGACCGGGCGAGCGAUCGAGGACCUGACGGGCAACAGCUACGGACUUAUAACACGGCUUCUGUCACUAUUUUUGCUAGUUAUUUCAGGGCUAGGAAUAUUAGCUUCAAGAACACAGCUCCAGCUCCAAUGCCGGGCAUGGAAGGAUGGCAAGCAGCAGCGUUCCGCAUCUCGGGAGACAAGGCGUACUUCUUCGGCUGCGGCUUCUACGGCGCUCAGGACACACUCUGCGACGACACCGGACGCCACUACUUCAAGGAUUGCUACAUCGAGGGAUCCAUCGAUUUCAUCUUCGGCAAUGGUCGUUCCAUGUACAAGGAUUGCCAACUCCACUCCAUCGCAGACCGGUUCGGGGCCAUCGCAGCUCAGGACAGGAACAGCCCGUGCGAGCGGACGGGCUUCGCCUUCGUGAACUGCAGAGUAACCGGCACGGGCAAGCUCUACGUAGGACGAGCCAUGGGGCAGUACUCGAGGAUCGUCUUCGCCUACACCUACUUCGAUGACGUGAUCGCCCCCGGAGGCUGGGACGACUGGGAUCACAACAGCGACAAGAACCAGACGGCGUUCUUUGGAGUCUACAGAUGUUGGGGUCCUGGUGCAGCAGCAGUGCGGGGGGUUUCAUGGGCUCGAGAGCUCGAUUUCGACACGGUUCGACCUUUCCUCGUCAAGAGUUUCGUGAAUGGAAGACACUGGCUUGGCCCUUCCGAUCCUUGAGCUCUUCACCCCUACACUUGCAGUAGCAGUUCAUACAACCAUUUGUUAUUCCUACACUUCCAAUUUGUAUUCGAACCAUGCAAUAAGAUGUCAAACCUCACUCUCUCUGUUCUCGUUCAAGAAGACAGAGCUCCAUGGCAAUGAAGGAAACAGAACUACUUUUAUCUGAAUCACAAGCAAGUCAUUCUAAUCCUCAGCACAAAAAGAAAUUAUGCUUCAGUUUGCAGUCAUGGCAAACUGAAUACAGCAGUUUUGUGUGCAUAAAACCUGUGGUGACUCACCAAGAAAAGGAAAAUUGAUGCUUGCAUUUGAACUGAGCCUCUUCUCCAACCAGACAAAGGUGUUCCGAGUGAGUCACAGAAUCCCAAACUGUGCAUGUCCUUCCAUGGCUGCAUAUGGCACCAACACCAGAGCGCUACUUGUUCUCACGUGAAACUGGGAAUUUGCAUGGGUCCAAUGCUUAGAGUUCCUCCUUAUUUGAACUCCUCUGUAUCACCUAUUUGAAACCUGGCCAUCUUUCCCUCCCACCCCAUUUGUCUUGAACAUGGCUCCUCCACUCCAUCAGUCUCCCCCCCUUGUCAUGGCCUCGUU
Musa acuminata AAA Group (dessert banana) is the source of this 2139-nucleotide messenger RNA. Its product is annotated as probable pectinesterase 68. Gene Ontology annotation, biological process: cell wall modification; pectin catabolic process. The record is from RefSeq and is a predicted model, not a curated record. NCBI's taxonomy places the organism in Eukaryota, Viridiplantae, Streptophyta, Magnoliopsida, Zingiberales, Musaceae. Gene Ontology annotation, molecular function: pectinesterase activity. The transcript is spliced from 6 exons. The coding region runs from base 505 to 1548 and encodes 347 amino acids.